This is a messenger RNA of Clupea harengus (Atlantic herring), 4447 nucleotides long. It is a transcript of the gene etaa1a, whose product is annotated as ETAA1 activator of ATR kinase a. Gene Ontology annotation, cellular component: nuclear replication fork. Gene Ontology annotation, biological process: regulation of DNA damage checkpoint; positive regulation of protein serine/threonine kinase activity; DNA damage response. The transcript has 7 exons. Lineage: Eukaryota; Metazoa; Chordata; Actinopteri; Clupeiformes; Clupeidae. Gene Ontology annotation, molecular function: protein serine/threonine kinase activator activity. The record is from RefSeq and is a predicted model, not a curated record. The coding region runs from base 1110 to 3596 and encodes 828 amino acids.
UCUAUAGACUUCAUUCGUUGUCUAAAUGAAUUCCCAUUUAAUGAAAAUAAAGUCGCACACAUGAACACGUGAAGCUCACAUGCUUUAGCUGAACACAGUAGGCCUGGGCUUAAAAGCUUCGACUUGUCUAUUUAUCUUUGUCCAUUUCAUUUCUCUAUUCAGCUACCUUCAAAGUAAAUGACAAAACAUCAAACAUGGCCCUAUAUCCCUCAAAUGGUAAAAUCAGCUGGUUUUCCUUUCUGCUCUCAAAGCGACGCAAUGGAGUGAACUGUCCGAGCGGCUGUUUUCUUUAGCACAGCGGGGCUCUCCAUUCACGGGCACUCACCGUACCAGCUCUGGGACGAACACCAGCGGAGAACUGUUCCGAAUUAAGGGCUGACUUCCAUUUUCUUCACGGAGGCUAUGCUUCAAACAUAACUGCUAAUAGCCUUAUAGAUAAAAAAUUGUUUAUUGUAUGUCCUUACCUUGGAAGUAUUAAUGCUGCAUAGGCCUAUCAGUCAUCAGGUAAUUUAAAGGAGGAUAUUGCUCAACUUUACAUUUACGCGCAACAAUAUAUUUGAUGGUUGUAAUUAAAGAGCAAAUGUAUUAAUGACCUAUUUUUUUUUUUUUUUUUUAAAUAUGCACAUAGGCUGCCUGUCAAGUCUCACGUUUUUUUUCAACAUUUCUCAUGUCAACUGAAUCUCACUGAUCUCACGAACCGGCGAAAAGGCGAACCAGACCUGCCUUUUGUGUGUGUGUGUGUGUGUGUGUGCGUGUGUGUGGGGGGGUCCGGAUUUUCACGGAUUUCAUUCACUCACUUCAAGGAUUUCAGUCAUAUUAGCAUGACAGGUAUGUAUGCGAAGUUAACAGCCUACAAGGGCAAGAGUUAUGAAGCUUGGUCACACGCAUCUUUCUACGUUACGCCUGCGUCUCUACUGCGCAUUUUGUAUGCGAACUAACACAACUCCUCAAAAAACCACGCAAUGAACCAUGGGAAAUUAUUGGCGGAAUUCUUGAAUCUUGCCAGAUGAUCAUUACGCAGUUUUAUCUUGUUGCGAUGGAUUUUAAGUUCAAUACAGACAAAAUACCGUAGUUAACUCUUUAUAAUGAGUGACUAACUGCGGGUAAAUAUGCCCAACCGUAAGAUAUGUACCGACAUACCUUGGGAGGAUGGAGCAGAGAGUGAUUUACACAAAGUUGAACAGCGCAAAUCGAAAAUAAACAGACUGAAACGAAGCCCAAAGCCAUCACAGCCACCACGCACGGUGGACAUCUCAGAUAUCACUCAGCCAGAGUUCAAGACACCCACACGUCCUGUAAGAACCAAAUUUGGACGUUUGGUCGGUAAGGAUUCCCCGUACAAUGAUUGUGAAAAUCCAUACGAUAUCAUCUGGGACCCGAGUUCACCGUCACCCAUCACAAAGGGAGGAGGCCUUAACAUACGAGGGCGAGGACGGAAAAAAGAAGUGUUCACUGGAAAGACAGACGUAAAUGAUCUUGUCAGUCGGAUAGCGCCUAAGAACGUGAAACCUGUGGAUUCAUCAGAGACUUCUAUGCUGCAAUGGAUUGGAGUCAGUGGCAUCCCGUGCACUCCUGAGCUGUCUGAACCCAGGACAAAGACCAAGUUCCCAAAGCAGAGCACUCAUGACCACCUCAAGCAGCUGGCGAAGCAGUUUGACUACCAGAUGAUCAGAAAUGAAGGGUCUCCCCAAAACGAGGGUCUCGUUCAGCCCGCAGACCAGGAGGGGGAAGACCUCGAAAACCGGCCUCCUUGUCCGCAGAUGAACCCUUCACCCCACGACACCGUAAGGGCCCUGUCUCUCGAUCAGGACAUGGACGACGACGACGAGCUGUUCAAUGAGCUUUUUGACGGGCCCACGGUGAGCAUCGAGAACGGCCUCAGCCAGCUUUUGUCCGGUGGCUCCCAAAUCGUAAAGCCCGCAGUUUCCGCUUCUCAACCAAGACACGCCCCGGCUUCAGGAAACUCGGACGUGAGGAUGCGCGGCCAUGUGCCGGCCUCUACUGACGUGGCGCGUGCCACUGGGAGUGUGGAUGACGGCGGGUUUGACGACGACUGGGAUGACGAUGGUUUGCUUGACGACUCCAUGGUUAUGGAGAUUACCCAGAACCUGGACUUGUUUGCUCCACCCAAACACUGUUCCACACAGAACUCUGUCAUAGGGCAACAGAGGGGACCGUCCGGUACCACGGCACCCGGCAGCGUCUCAAACCAGUACCACCAGCAAGGAGGCAGCAGCAGAAGUUUUGGUUUAUCUCAAGUUCAGAGCGAGGUGUAUAAAAGUGGGCAGACAUUUAGACCAGGCGUGAACACCAAUCACCAAGUCAGCGCUUCAUCUGUUGGCGGAGGGUUUCUUAGCAACGGCAGUAACGGCUUACGAAAUGCUCCGCCUGUUCGAUCUUUGCCCUGCACUUCAUCAGAUCUUACAAACAAAUCUAACCAAGCAGUGUCUACAACGUCUAAAGCCUUUAACCGGCCCUUUCCAAAGACGAAGACAGAAGCCAGUGAAUCCCCGCAGAGACCCCCACCACCUGCUGGCUUUCAGUCAAAGCCUUCACAGCCAGCCACCUGGGCAAAGCAGCACACGACUGCUGCAGCCACAGCUGAGGAGCCACCCAAAGGUGAUGUCCUUGUCUGUGACGGUGAGGCAGGUAUCCCGGAUGAUGACCUAGACAUUUUCUUUGCCUUGGACUCUGAGUGGGACGAUGACGUGGACGACGACGAUCUGCUCUGCGAAGCGUGCGAUGACGUGGACGAGGGCGCUCCGGGGCCUGCCAAGUGUACAGUUCCAACGACCAAACAACCGUUCUCCAACGGCCAGAUGCUAAAUCAGAACCAGAACCAGAGCCGGACCAUCACUUCAUCUGUGACCACAGCAAGAAGUGCAGAACCUAAAACCCACAAUCAGAGACCAGCUGCAACUUUUGCGCAACCCUUUCCACCUAGCAAAGCGGUUUACAGUACAUCGGGAAAUGGCACACUGGCUAAAAGUGCGCCUCCAGCGACACAAAAGACCGUGGCUACAGUUGCUGGGAGUUGUAAUACUCAGUUCCAAAGGAACUCUCUCCAACCUCCCAGUACUGCAGGUGUAGGGGCUACUUCCUUCAGAGGCUCCUCCCACCACACCGCAGCCAAUCAUGUGGGUGGUGUGAGUUCUAAUGCUGGUAGCUGGGACCAGAGGAACUCUAUGAGAUCUCCCAGUGUUGCUGCAGGUGUGGAGCCUCAGAGGUACACGCACGGUAAAGAGCCCACUUCCUUUGGAGGCUCCUCCCACCACACCACAGCCAAUCAGCUGGCAGGGAAGGGAGGAGGUAUGGGAGGCUCCAACCAAUCGUCUGUGAGGACAGGUGGCGGCAGCAGCAGCAGCAGUCAGUACACUUUCAAGAGGCUGACAAACAGCAGCACCAGCUGUUCCACAGUGACCACACAAGCUCCUGCUCCUGCUCCCUAUCAUGCUCCUGCUCCCUAUCCUGCUCCUGCUCCUGCGCGGUGCUCCCAGGCCGAGAUCGAGCGGAAGAAGCAGGAGGCACUCGAGAGGCGCCGCCGCCGAAUGGUGUCCACCCAAACCCAGAACCAGAACCUCAGAGCCCCAUGCUAAGGUCCUGGUCCGGUUCUAAUAUAAGGUUCCCUCAACACAAAUCAACUGGGUUUAACCACACGUGUGGGGAUAUUGCUAUACAUUGGCUUUACAUUGUACUAUAAUUUUGGUCUACAUUACCUGACGGUACAUUAACUUACAUUGCUGUCUUGUUCUGAUUGCAUGAUUUGGCUGUUUGUUGCAUUACACUGUGCUCUCUUUCUUUGUUAGCACGCUCUCCCACCUAGAAGGAUGUUAGCACGCUCUCCCACCUAGAAGGAUGUUAGCACGCUCUCGCACCUAGAAGGUUGUUAGCAUGCUCUCCCACCUAGAAGGUUGUUAGCACGCUCUCGCACCUAGAAGGUUGUUAGCACGCUCUCGCACCUAGAAGGUUGUUAGCACGCUCUCCUACCUAGAAGGAUGUUAGCACGCUCUCCUACCUAGAAGGUGGAAGCUGAUUCCAGACUUACGAGCUUUUCUUGGUUUACAGUUAAAACCUUUUUGCAGAAGUUCAGUCUUGUAUGAUUAUUAACACAUAUUAUGGAAGGGGAAAUAAUUUGUGAAGUUAUGAAGAAAUGUAAUUGCAAAACCUGAGGCAAUGAGGUAUUUGGGAUGUGCAUAGUUCUGUCAUGUAACAUUUCUGAUCGCAUUCUUUGCAACAAUGAGGGAGUUCCUGUGUUUCGAAAUCUGAAUAUUGGUUUAUAUGGGAUGGCUGUCUAGCAUUGUCUGUUUUUAUUUAUGUCGACUUUGUUCUCUGUCAAUGUCAUAUUUUUGGCUUACCAUAAUUGAGUGAAUGGGCCUAUGAUCAAUUAAGUGGUGCCCUGAAAUUUCUAUCGAAAUUGCAUAUUUAUUGAAUGGGAAUAUUUUAGGAU